CCAGCUGUGACGUGGUGACAUCCCCAGCGUGCUGCCACCCUGUGUGGGCACGCUCGUGAAGCCCUGCCGUCGGUUGAAGUAGUAAACUGUCACGCUCUCAAAGUGCACGUUGCGGCCCCGCAUCCGCUUUGACUUCUGCUGGUGUCUCCAGUGCUUUGCCCCAAAAGUGGAGCUGCUGACACGAGCUGUGUGGGAAUGUGACCUUACAGUCCAGCAGUCCAGAGGGGACGGGAGGGUUGAGACUGUCACUGCUGUUGCCGCUGUCGCUGCAGGAAAUCUCAUCAUCAUCAGACCCCUGCAGGGACAGCCUCUCGGUGAGCCUGCACAACCCAGAGAGCCUCCCAGACAGAGCGCAACCCCUGCAACUCCUGCAUCUCCAUCUCUGCUCCUCACCCUCUCAUAACUCCCCUCUGUCUCUCCCUCACUUCCUCACCCUUCCUGGUUCACCUCACACAAUAGACUUCCCCUCCAAGCACCAGCCUGAAGGGAAAAGAGGGGGAGAGAUACGGGUGUCUCUAUAACAAUGGAAAUUCAAUCAGGAAAUGGAGAGGAGGUGGCGAGUGCGGUGUCGGCGACCUCGGGCUUCAUUUCCUGUAGUCCCUCUGGGUGGCAGGUAGCGGCAUCAGGCGAUCCAGUGCACAGAGAGGACCUGCAGGCUGCUAAGAGGAUUGAGAGGUUUGACAUCCCACUUGAUAGCCUGAAGAGGAUGUUUGAGAAGCCUGCUGUGGCAAACACAGAAGUGACAACCAUCCACAACUCCCCGUCCAAAAGAGUGAUGUCCAGUGUCCUCACACAGGCUGACCCGUCAACAGAUCGGAUCAUGGCCUCUCCUAUGGACACCGCUAUUUCUGCUGGCAGCUCAAAUAAAUCCAGGGCAGGACAUCCCCAGGACUGGGCCCCGGGCGUCGAGGACCAGGAGGCCGAGCCGGUGUCGGUGAAAGAGCGACUGGCGAUGUAUCAGGCAGCCGUGACGAAGAAGGAAACCAGCAGUUCCUCCUCUGCUGCGGUGAUGGAUGAGUCCGAGGCUUGUUCGCUGCCUGGUGGCCUGGCUAGUGUGAAGAGACAGUUUGAGAACCAGGAGUUUGCCUCUUCGUCCUCUCAAUCCAGCGUCACCCAGUUUCAUUUCGAGCAGAGAUCUGUCCAGGAGAUAUCAAGCUCCUCAGAGGUGACAGUGAGAAGCAGUGUCAGAGAGGUCGUCCCAUCCACAACCCUCUUUCAUAAUCAACAAGAGGUGAUCCGUGAUGAAAGAGUCCACCAUAACAAUGUGGCAGACAGUUACGGGAACCAUUACAAUGAAACAGUUAUGCUCGUUGGAGGAGAGGAUCUACCAAAGGUUUCCACUCAGGCUUUGAAGCAGCAGUAUGAAAAAACGAUUGAGGAAGCUGCGCCAGCCAAAGAAAUUAAGGUUGAUGUGGAUUUCAACCAGUUUCAGUGGGCACCAGUAAACCAGCUCUCCAAAGCUUCAGCCAUGACAAGCUGUGACACCUCCUCCACCUUAAAGACUGCCACUGCCUCGUCAGUAGCGUCAGCCUCGUCAGUCACUUAUGAGGUGUCAGAGCAUUUUCCUCCACCACCCUCAAACCUGGUGCAGGAAAUCCCUGAACAUGUCUCUUCCCAGCCUCAGGAGCCAGCCUCCCAGCAUAAGCAGCCUGCUAAUAGGGAGCAGUACUUUAAACACAAGAGUAUAGCUGAACUAAAGCGCCUUUACAAGCACAUUCAUCCAGAGGUCCGCAAGAACCUCGAAGCGGACUUCUUAAGUCAGCUCACUGAAGCAGAAAUGGAGGACCUAGAAAGGGAGGAAAUGGGAGAUGUCCAGCAGGCCUGCCACAUGUUUGAAAAUGAUGGCGUGAGCCCGUGUUCAAGCCCUGACAGGGAGUCCCUGGAAUGGGAUGAGAUCCUGAGAGGCGAAGUUCAGUCGGUGCGCUGGAUGUUUGAAAAUAAGCCACUAGAUACGAUUAAAGACGAAACCCCAGACGAGAAUGAGGCAAAGAGUAUUGCACAGCAGGAAAUCAUUGCUGGCAAAGAUGUGAAAUACACAGCUUGGAUGUUUGAGACUCAGCCCAUGGAUGCUCUAGGUUCAGAGACUCCUGAUUCAGCUGAGCAGUCACAACAAGCAACUGAUCUGGCGAGAGGAGAUGUUCGCACUGCUACAUGGCUUUUUGAGACGCAGCCACUUGAUUGUCUGAAUAAGAUCUACCAAGAGGACGAACAGGAGCCAGAUACUGUCAUCACCAAAGACAUUGCCGGUGGAGACGUGAAAACUGCUAGAUAUCUCUUUGAGACCCAGCAUCUGGAUUCACUGGGUAAAACAGAAACCAUUGAGGAGAGCCACUUCCUGAAUCUGAAGUCUGAGCUGGAAGAGAUCAAAGGGGAUGUGAAGACAACGACUCGCAUGUUUGAAACCCAGCCCAUGUGCGUGAUCAGGGGCGAUUCAGGAGAGAUGCUGGAGAUCACCACAAUCCGCAGGGAGGAGACUGAGAAAGGAGACGUCAAGACUUCACGCUGGAUGUUUGAAACACAGCCUCUGGAUAUUAUAAACAAAGACCCAGCAAAGGUAAAGCUUAUAUGCAGUAUUUCCAUGGAGGACAACAUUCAGGGUGGUGUCAACAAAGGUAGAUGGCUUUUUGAGACAAAGACUCUUGAUACCAUUAAAGAUGAGGAAUGGGAAAGUUCCAGGAAGCAAAAGGAAGAAAUAAUUGGUGCUGAUGUGAGGAAGCAUUGUCUGGUUUUUGAAACUCAGCCUAUGGAUACUCUGAAAGACAACUCCAAUGCUCGACCUUUGCCUUCAGAGGAGAUUGUAGGAGGUGAUGUUCAGUCAGCUAAACAUCUGUUUGAAACAGUACCCAUGGAAAAUCUGAAAGAACUGCUUGAAGUGGGAAAACUUAAGAAAAUGGUUGCAUCUGAAAAAGAAAAGGGUGACGUGAGGCAUCAAAAGUGGGUCUUUGAAAGCCAGCCACUGGAGAACAUAAGGGAGGAGAAGAAGGAGAUUUUAAAGACUGUGAAUGUUGAAGCUCUUGAUAAAGGAGAUGUGACCAACUAUAAAGAAAGGUUUGAAAAUAUGGAUUUAAGUAAGUGUGAAGGAACACAGAAGAUUCAAGUUGAAGGUGUCACAAGUGGAUCUGUCAAAUCCAACAGAGUUCUUUUUGAAUCUACCCCUAUGUAUGCUAUGCAAGACAGCUCUGGCCAUUACCAUGAGUUGAGGACUGUGAGGCGUGAGGAGGUUGUGAAGGGAGAUGUGCGCAGCUGCAGAUGGAUGUUUGAAACACGUCCGAUUGAUGAGUUUGACGAAAGCAUCAAUAAAUUUCAGAUCAUAAAAGGUAUAUCCAAACAGGAGAUAGAGUCAGGGGAUGUCAAAACUGCGAAGUGGUUGUUUGAAACUCAACAACUUGAUGCCAUUAAAUAUUUCAAUAAUUCUGAGGAUGAAGAACAUAAAACCAGGGAAGAUAUUGAAAUUGAGAAAGGGGAUGUUAAGACUUGCAGGUGGCUGUUUGAGACUCAGCCGAUGGAUGUCCUGUAUGAAAAGGUGGAAAAGAGCGAGACUGAUGUCAAGGAAGUGCAGAAAGGUGACGUCAAAACGUGCACUUGGCUCUUUGAGACCCAAACACUUGACAACAUACGCGAUCACACGGAGUCUGAGUCUGAGACCAUUCUGAAAACCUGCACUGUGAAGCAAGAAGACAUCCAAGGAAAAGACGUGCGACUGGCCCGCUUCCUCUUUGAAACCGAGAACCUUGAGAAUAUCACCGGGGAGGACAACAGUUCUUUCAGAAGGGUUACGGAAAUCAACAUUCAGUCAGGUGACGUGUCCAGGAUGAAGUACAUCUUUGAGAAUCGCUCUUCUGACAUUAUGAGCUCCACCUCUGAGGAAACAAUGCAGAGGCUGAAGACGCAGCAGGCCGAGGACAUCCAGAGGGGAAACGUGGUCAACUGUACCUGGAUGUUUGAGAAUCAGCCAAUCGAUGCCAUCCGUGAUGAGGCGAGGGAAAUUCGCACUGUGACUGAUGUUCAGGGGGGGAACGUUGACAAAGGCCGCUUUAUUUUUGAGACAUACUCUUUGGAUCAAAUUAAAGAGGAGCCCACCGAGACUGAUAUUUCUAAACUGACUAGUAUCUUUAGAGAUGAAAAAGAGAGGGGAGACGUGAAAAACUAUACCAUGAUGUUUGAAAGUCAGCCGCUGUAUGCCAUCUGUGACAAAGAGGGCCAUUACCAUGAAGUAACUACAGUUACUAAAGAAGAAAUUAUGAGGGGAGAUGUGGUGGGGGCCCGUUGGCUGUUUGAGACAAAGCCUCUGGAUUCAAUCAAAGAUUCUGAGGAGGUCUAUGUCAUUAAAGCUGUGACUGAGGAAGGCAUCAACAAAGGAGAUGUUAGCUCUGCGAGAUGGAAAUUUGAAACUCAACCUCUAGAUGAAAUUACAGAUGACAUAAAGGUUAAAUCGAAAACGGUCGCAGAUAUCCAAGGCGGCGAUGUGAAGACAAAUAAGCAGCGAUUUGAGACUGAUGAGACGUCUCAAAAGUACAUCAGAACUGUUAGCGUGAGUGAAAUCCAAAAAGGAGAUGUCAGAUCUGCCACGUGGAUGUUUGAAACACGCACAAUUGAUGAGAUCCACGGUGAAGGCGCUGAGUACGAUGGCAUGGAGAAAGUGACAAAAGAGGAAGUAAUGAAAGGGGAUGUCAAACAGUCUGUAUGGCUCUUUGAGAAGCAGCCUCUUGACACUAUCAAAGAGACUGAUGGCACAGAGCGUGUUGUCGCAAAGGAGGAAAUUCCACAAGCGGAUGUGAAGACGACAACAUGGUUAUUUGAAACCACCCCGUUCCAUGAUUUCAAUGAGAGCAGAAUGGAAAAGAAAGAAAUAAUAGGUAAGAGCAUCAACGAGACACUUGAGGAGCUUUACUGCCAAAAAAUGGUGGACUCACAAGGUAUCCUUAUUGAGGCAGAUGAGAUCGGAGAUGUCCGCAUGGCAAAAUAUAAACUCAUGAAUCAGGAGGCUCCGCAAAUCCAAAAAGAAGAGAUUAUCAGAGGGGAUCUGAGCAACAUAAUGAUGAACCUCCUCAACCGCAGGGAGACUACUGAAAGGGGGAUAACUAUUGACCAGGAGGAGCGGGGAGACAUCAACACCACAGUGAAGCAACUAUUCAACCAGGACAGGGGGAUCAAUGUUGAAAAGGAGGAAAUUAUCCGCGGUGACAUUCAAGAUGCCAUAAAUAAUCUGCUCAGAAACGAGGGCUCCUCCAAGCGUGGCAUUCUGAUUCAAGAGGAUGAGAAAGGAGACGUGAGGAUGACUAUCUAUUCUCUCUUGAAUAAAGGUGAGAGGGCCAGCAUGGAGAAAGAGGAUAUCAUUCAAGGUAACGUAAGCAAAACCCUUCACCGUCUUCUAUCGAACUCAGGAGAAGAAGACUCAAAAAAGAUAAGGGUUGGAGAUAUGGAAAGGGGUAAUGUCAGCUUUUACUCCACAUGCAUUGAGUCUGGAGCCUUGGAUUACCUGAAGCAGCUUCAGUACGAACCAGACGAAGUCCAGGAAGAGAUCGAAAAGGAGCGUAUCAUAGGUGGUGACAUUGAAGAAACCAAAAUUUUGCUGCGGAGGAAUCAGCAGCAGAUAGGUCGCACAGUGGCAAAGGAUGACAUAGUUCCUGGUGAUGUUCACAACACUGUCAAAGUCUUUAUGACUGAGCCUACUGUUACCUACAGAAACCUGGAGAAACAGGACAUUAUUAAAGGUGACCUUAGUGCAGCCCUGGAUUCACUGACCCAAGCCAUCAACCAGAAAGUGGUAAUAGAGAAAGAGGAGGUGGUGAAAGGAGACAUACCCACCACUCUGAAGUCUCUGGAGGAGGCCCAGCAUCAAGCCAAAGAAAUGGAAAAACCCGAAAUCGUCAGGGGAGACAUCAGAGGUGCUCUCGAGUCACUGGAGAAAUCGGCAACCACUACUAUGGAAGUGACUGUCGAAGAUUUAGUGCCAGGUGAUAUCAAAGGGACCCUGAAAUCCCUGGAGGAGGCGACGCAAGCUGUGAAAGAGGUCGAAAGAGAGGAGAUUGUAAAAGGAGACAUCCACACUGCCAUGCAAAGUUUGCACGAGGCAUCGAGUGAGAAAAAGACUUACCAGCAUCAAGUGAGCGAGCAAGGGGACGUUAAGGCCACCAUUCAGCUCUUCCUAGAGCCAACGACUUCUCCAAGAAUGCAGCGCAGGGGGAGCGUUGAAGGAGAUGUAAAAACAUCCAUAAAAUCUCUUUACGAAGGACAGGAGACAACACAGAUGGAAAAAGAGGAGGUCGUAAAAGGGGACGUUCAAGGAGCAAUAAAGUGCCUAAUGCAAAGAAAACAGUACUCAAAUCCAAAACGUAUGUAUCCCCCAAAGAAAGCAAAAGUGCCCGUGAAAAAUCCAUCACCUGUAAAGCAAGUGGGGCGUGAAUGCUUAUCUGAAGCUAAGAGUGAGAGUGCAGCAGGCAAUCCGGUCCCCACUGUGAAAAACCUUUCUCAGAGCGCUGAGUCACAGAAGCACGCACAGAGGCACAAGGAAAGCAGAUCGGUGAAAACACAGGUAAUAACCCAAGAGGACCACUCUGUUACUGUAGCCAGGGCAGACAGCACUGCUGGGGCCUCUCAACACAAGACCAUAAAAGAAGAGAAGCAGAAAGCGCGGACCCCUUCGAAAGUACAAGCUCCUAAGCCUAUUGUGAUAAAGAAUACACAAAUGACAAAUAAUGAUCAAACAGAGACUAAAAGAGCUGAUGUGAAUGUGAUGAAAGAGGGGCAAAACACAUCACAGACAAAUAUUUCAAACAAGCAAAUAUGUGAAACAAAGACAAUCCAACAGGUGCAGACGACAGUGAUGGAGAAAACUGUCACGCAUAAGCAAAAUGUUACAAUACAAUCAGAGCAAAUGUCGGCAUCUCAAAAGCAAACAGAGAAUAAGGCUCUCACACAGAAGCACAACUUCAAAAAUAUGAAGAGUGAUUAUCGUAACCUUGACAUGAGAGGGAAAGGUGUGAUCAAAAAGGCAAAUCCGGAGAUUCACUUCCCCCCUCCUCCCUCUUCACCACCUCCGCCCUCAGAGUCUGAGCUCUCCCUCCCUCCACCCCCAUCACCAGUGCUGGAGAGCCCAGUGUCCUCCGUAUCCCGGCCUUCUAUCAUGAGGCAGGACAGUGACCUUCCACCUCCACCACCUCCACCUCCCAUGGAAUGCAUAAAGUCUGAGCCAGAAUUUUUCCCUCCUCCUCCACCUCCUCCACCUCCGUCCUCUGUGGGAGGACAAGAUUUUCUCCCGCCACCUCCCUCACAGCAAGAGCUUAAUGCAAUGCCUCAGCCUCCCCCUGCGAAGCUGGUUAAACCCAUCGGCAGGCCUUUAUUCAAAGUGCCCAAGCAACCAGAAACACAGAAGCAGCCCAUACAAGUUAAGCCCAAAUGGCAGAAAAAGCAGCCACUGCCACAGCCUCCACCACCUCCACCACCUCCACCUCAGCUCCCUGCUGAUCAAGGAACAACAUUGUCAGUAGACCAUAAAGAGGAGGCUAACAUUCAGGAAGUGAAAAAGGAAACAAACCAACAUAUUGAAACAAGCAAGCAGAUUCAAUCUGAAUCAACAACAAAAAUACCAACCAUCACAGCUGUGAAACCACUGCAAAAAGAAACCCCACAGCCUCCUAAAAAAGUAUUUGUCCCUCCUAUUAAACUGCCUCCACCUGCUGAGCCCACUCCAGAGACUCAGCCUCGACCUUAUGCUCGCAAAUUUAAAACCCCUCUCAUGCUUGCAGAGGAACGGUAUCGCCAACAAAAAAUGGAGAAGAGUAAUGUCACGUCUCCCACCUCUCCACCAGUUAAUAUACUCUCCUCUGAGCUCUCUGCAGCACAGAACGCUGAGAAGAAAGAGACCAUGGAAGCGACAAAAUCAAAGACCGAAGAAACUAAGAUCAUUUCCAAAGAGGAAAUAUCAGCACAAGAAUCACCUGCCAAGAAACCCCCCUCCCACAUCCCUCUGACCAAGUCCUUGAUCUCAGUGGUAAAUAAGAAAUCAGCCUCUGGAUCCUCAAAUGUGUCAUCAGAUAAAAAGCAUGUUGCAAGCGAGCACGCCUCAGAAAACAUGCUCGCCUCACGUGGUGUUAAAAACAGCCAAAAUGCGCCACAGAAUCAGACUGUUUCUGUUUCUCAGUUGCAUCAUGAGGCCUCUGGUACUGACUUCCCGUCAUGCUCGAAUGUGGUCACUUCUUCAGUCAUGGAGCAGCAGCAGCAAUUUAUUAAGAAAUCCAGCACCAAGUCUAUCACUGCCACACAGAGUGCUGUCCAGGAAAAUGUAAAUCUUCAAAGCCAGACUGCGGUCACAUUGAAAGCUGGAGAUGUAAAGAAUAUUAAUGUGCCUCUGACACAGGAGGUAAAAAUGAGUCCCUCUCAACCCACUAAAAUUCCAAAGGUAACUCCAAGCUUCAAGGUGAAAACCUUUAAGAUGCCAACAGAGAAGAAAGAGGAUAAAUGUGACAGUUUGGGACAAAAGGCAGCAGUGAAAAGUGAAAUACAUUUACAGCAAGAGAACUGUAAUGUGUCACAGAAAAGUGAAACAAAAGUGAGUCAGGAAAGCAACCAGCUGACAUCAGCAAGAGCACAGAUGAAAACUGAAAUGAAAGGAAAGGAGAAGACAAGUCAGAUGACCCUUCCUGUAAAGGAAUCUGAAGUGGAGGUUCACAUAAAAAAGGGAAAGCAGGUGCAAAAGAAUGAGACCGAAGUAAAAAUGUCACCAUCAGUUACUGUUUUAAUGCCUAAGAUGGCAAAGAUAACAUCUGCAGCUGGUCAUCAAGGACAAGGCCAUGUAUCUGUCUCCCACAGCCAGCAGAGCGUAAAGACGGAGCACAUUCACAAACACGAGGAGGUGGUUGUGACUGAGAGUGUGCAACAGCAGAGGCAGGAGGCUGUCCAGAUGCACACACAGCAAAUAAAGCUACAAGCAGCAGAAGCUAAUAAAAUGCAAAUAAAGGCAGCAAAGACCAAAGGUGAGUCUAAGGAUGUGUCUGUGAAAGGGAAAGGGAAAAUGGCCCAUAAAGAGGAGGCUAAUUCAGAAGAAAUCACAGAUUUAGAGAAAUGUAAUGUAAUGCAGAAGCUGCUCACUCAGAUAAAAGAGCUCGAGGGCACAGCAAGCAAAGUAGACUCCAACGCUGUCAGGAUGAUUAUAAGUGAAUUCCCUGACUGGAUGAUGGGCUUGGAUGAGAAAAAGAACCUAAAUGAAAUUGCUAAACAGCAAAGUAAGAAAAAGUUGAAAGAAAUGAUUGUCUAUGUGAAAAAUAUAAUUCAGGCAAAGCUCACAUUUUUGGUGGACAGCAUGACAACUGUGGGCAAGCAGGAAAAAGAAAAGGAAGGACCUCUAGCGCCACUGCCGGUGCCUCCAAAACCAGACAUGAAAGAUUUCAGUGGAGCAACUGCAAAGAUAUCAAAGAUUAGCAUUGGAUCGUCCAAAACUGAAAAGAAGGUGGAGGAGAAAAAGUCCCUUCAAAGCAGUAAAGUGCGUCAGGAGGUGAGCGAGGCGGUGGAUCAGAGAGUGUCCUCGCCGUUAGCGAGUAUUCGCACUCCGUCACCCACUUUUAUCAGCAUCGAGUCAAGGAGGGUAGACUCGCCGCUCAGAGUGACUCCUUCCCCUCCGCCCUACAAAUCACUCGGGACACCUCCGCCUCCACCUCGCAAGUCAUACACACCCACAUCUACAUUCAGCAGGGCCACGCCGUCUCCUACUCUGAGCCGCUCGGAGAAGCUGAUGAAACUGAGGGACACCACCUCAAAGCUGUCUCGUGGCACAACUCCUCCACCUCCCGCGCCAGUGCCAGAGCAUUUUGCAGCUGAAAGAGAGCAGUCAUCUCCAUUCGCUGACAGGGAGGAUCCCACAGAGAGAAAUGUGCAAGGAUGGACCGAUGUCACAGACAUGGUGGACUCCAUGAUGACUGUGAGGGACAAGAAGUCUUUCUUCGAGGAGGCGCAGAAGGCCGAGGUGAGCAGGGUGUACAUUCGGAAAGAUCCCAUCGAUAUCCCUGAACGUUUGGGACCUGACACCGAGGAGCCCACAGAGCCUGUGAAUAUGGACCUCCUGAAAGAGGAUCUCCCAAGAGUUGACCUGUCAAAGCUGGUAAACAGAUUUGAAUCCCCACAGCCAAAAGUUUACACCAGAAGAGAACCUAUUGUCAUUUCAGAGAGGCUGGGGAGUGAUACAGAGGACGCAGAAGCCGACCCGCAUACCCCUAAAACUGAAGAAAUCCCCGCAUUCAACGUUAAAGCAAUAAAGAACGUGUUCGAGACAGGAGAGCAUAGUUCUCAGGCAGCCCGAGAGCUGAGAGAACAAAUAGAAAGACGAGAACCCGAAUCGGUCUGCUCCGAGCCGGUGGGUCACUCUGAAACGACAGCAGUCACUGAGCAAUUCUGCAGCGUUGACGACUUCGGAAACAUGACAAGGGAGACGAGGAGUGCAAUGCAUUGUGGGAGCUCCCUGACCCGUGGUAACCCUCCAUCCUACGCCGACGUGGUGAGAGGCAGCGUUCCAACAGUCGCUGUGCCCCCUGAGGCCUCCACCGAGGAGCUGCUGAGAAACUUCCAGCAGUCAUGGGCCGAGAGCCAAGGAGUUUUCCAGAACCUGGGUUUCAGUGUCACGGAGCAGAGGACCUCGCAGUUUGUAACGCACCAGCAGGAGACUGUCGUGACGGAAAAUUCGAGUUCCAGAGUCCGAACUGUGCAGGGUGUGUCGGAAGCGGGUGUACCCCAUGGAGUCGCUGAUUGCAGACCAACAAAACUUCCAUAAAAGCUGCUUUCGCUGUGAGCACUGCAGAGGCAAACUAAGCCUUGGCAACUAUGCCUCUCUCCAUGGACGAAUGUACUGCAAGCCACACUACAAGCAACUGUUCAAGUCCAAAGGAAAUUAUGAUGAGGGAUUUGGACAGAAGCCACACAAAGAACUAUGGAAUAGUAAGAAUUCAGCUG
This is a messenger RNA of Scatophagus argus, 10941 nucleotides long. It is a transcript of the gene xirp2a, whose product is annotated as xin actin binding repeat containing 2a. The record is from RefSeq and is a predicted model, not a curated record. The coding region runs from base 524 to 10762 and encodes 3412 amino acids. The transcript is spliced from 12 exons. Gene Ontology annotation, biological process: actin filament organization; actin cytoskeleton organization. Gene Ontology annotation, cellular component: stress fiber; focal adhesion. Lineage: Eukaryota; Metazoa; Chordata; Actinopteri; Scatophagidae. Gene Ontology annotation, molecular function: actin filament binding.